AUGACUAUAAGUGUUGAAGAAGCUGGAAAUGAAGAGGCAACCUACGUGGCUUUCAAGGUAUCUUCAUCCUGAACUAUACCAGGGAACCCUCAAAUUUUUUGAUUUCUUUUUUGUUGAAAUUUUUUUCUGAACUCCGGUGUCAAAACUCUUCCCUGUGAGCAGUUUGAUGCUCUUGCACUAUGUAUGGAUGCUGAUUUGUGUGAAUGUUUGAGUCCGUGACAAAACGUCGGAAAAAAGUGACAAAACGUCGGAAAAAAGUGACAAAACGUCGGAAAAAAGUGACAAAACGUCGGAAAAAAGUGACAAAACGUCGGAAAAAAGUGACAAAACGUCGGAAAAAAGUGACAAAACGUCGGAAAAAAGUGACAAAACGUCGGAAAAAAGUGACAAAACGUCGGAAAAAAGUGACAAAACGUCAGAAAAAACUGACAAAACGUCAGAAAAAACUGACAAAACGUCGGAAAAAAGUGACAAAACGUCGGAAAAAAGUGACAAAACGUCGGAAAAAAGUGUCUUCCGACCUUUUGUCGCCGACUCUAAUGUUUUGAAACGUAUGAAGAUUGUGCCGAACGCAAAAAAAAAUUCGGAAAAGAUCACAAGGCCUAGAACUUUUCUGGGCCACGGCCACAACUUUGACUAAGCGCUGUUCCAUUCACAGGUAUUUCUGGAAGUUGGGGCUGGGACAGUGAAUGUGGCAAUAAAAAGCAAUUCAGUCAGACACAUAAACUCGGAGCGUUCCCUGGUCCUUUAAUGCUAAUCACAAAACGUUUCUAGACUUUCAUCUCAACUACAUCGUGUCCAGUCUCCUACUCAUCCAUCAACUUUCAAGCCCCGACAUCAACCGCCAAUAUAUCCUGGUCGUUUGACGAAUCGUGGACACUCAUGACUUGUAGAGAGAACUGGACACGAUUCGAGCGAGACGAUAUGAAUGUCAUUUGUAUGCAAGUGUUUCCAGUGCCCAACAUUAAAACUCUCGCAGACGCGAAACAGUAUUGUGUGGAUGAGGACUCUGUUUUGACGGGAGUCGCUACUAUUGAUGAGUGCUGGUGGAUUAAAAGUGAAUGAUAAAGGGGACACAUAAAAAUAGGAUCUAGACAGUUUUUAGCUCGGCUACUUGAAAUUUUUCCGAACAUUUCUCAGUUUUACGGAUUUUGGGUGGAUGGCGUCAGAAAUUGCUCAAGAGCGGACAAUACGUGCACAGUGACAGAUGAUUUUAUCUGGAGCGAUGGCUACACUCCUGCAUAUCCAUACGGGACCGGGGCGUAUCAAUUACAAUACUUUUCACUUUACAAUAUGUAAGUAACGUGUUCGAAUGAGAACUGAUGACGUUAUGAGAUAUAUUUCAGAGCUCAUCAACCAGAAGACUGUCUAAGUGUAACAAUUCUGACGUACACACAUCUGAACGAUGUUGAAUGCUUGAAUUUCUACGGUUCUCUAGGUGUGACGUGUGGAUACUUGCUGCAAAAGUUGAAAUGA
This is a messenger RNA of Caenorhabditis sp. 36 PRJEB53466, 1476 nucleotides long. NCBI's taxonomy places the organism in Eukaryota, Metazoa, Nematoda, Chromadorea, Rhabditida, Rhabditidae. The record is from the annotation of a GenBank genome assembly.